This is a messenger RNA of Nematocida minor, 1260 nucleotides long. RefSeq lists its product as uncharacterized. The record is from RefSeq and is a predicted model, not a curated record. The transcript has a single exon. NCBI's taxonomy places the organism in Eukaryota, Fungi, Microsporidia. Bases 1 to 1260 code for a protein of 419 amino acids.
AUGCCCAUAGCAGACAUUAAAAAGAUAGAGAAGGAGGUAGGGACAAAGCUGGUGGCUCUCCUGAAAAACAAAGAGGUACUAGGAAAGAUAAAGGACAUCCUAGAGGACUGCAACGAAGAGAAUCAGUGUAGCAACCACAUUUUGACGAUUAAGAUAUAUGAGUGCUUGGAGCUGCUCUUUUUUAAGUGCGGUCUGCUCGGCAAGUUAAAACUAGACCAAAUAGCGAACACUCCAAAAAUAAAAAAGAAACUAAAGUGGAUGAUGGGAGAUGUGUGCGCAUUUCCUCUGCACUCUUUGGCAGUGGACAUAAGAACGUACAUUGACUGCCAUUAUCUGCCAAUUUAUGAAAGCCACAGCUUCAUUGAAGGAGCAAUCAGAACAAUUCCUGCGUACAUCAUGAACUAUGCAAAGACUGCAUGGAUGCUCAGUGCAGCAGAGAGCGCAGACUCUGAUGACAUGCGCACGAAAGUAGUGAAUAUGAUUAAAAUGGGCCUUGCGUUUAGAAAGCUAGAGGAGUACGAUGGGUACAACAUAAAAAGAAGGAUUGCCAAGUUAAAAGAGAGCGCAAAAAGACGCACAGUGCACACAGCAUACAGCAUCCUUGUGCUCGACAACUCUCCGCUCUACAGAAUAUACGCUGAAAUAAAAGACAAAGACGUGUAUCCGUACAUGGACAAGGUGCUGAGAAAAGCAGAGGCACUGAUCAUAGACAAAGGCGAUGUGGACUCGGAUGAGGCACUCAGAGCAAUAAAAAAGAUCAACUGGCUUAGCAUAAUAUGGCCGUUCAUCGAGUCAGUUGAUCUUCUGGAUAACGAUAAAAAGCUCCAUGGCUCAGAGGUCCUGAACUACAUCAACUCGAUAAAGAAAGUAAGAGCGUGCGAUGAAGAGAUGCACUUAGAGGCAAUUCGAAGGCACACACAGGACUGUCUCCACGGGUACGUUAGUAGAAGAUCAAUGGACUUUUCAAACAACUGCAUCUUUGAUGAGAUGUACAACCACUACGACGUAUGCCACAAAGUAAAACUCAUGGCAGAGGAGAGAAGAGACCAAACAAACGAAAUGUGCAGGAAGUACGUGGUAGACUCAAAAAAAACAUACAUUCUCGGAAGAGUAGAACGGGCCGAAAAGAUGCGCCGUGCUCUGAUCAUUGCAUCGGUAUUUUUGGCAGUGCUGUUGGGCAUAUCAGCGAUAGUGGGGAUUCUCAUAGUGACAAAAGUCAUUCCGAUCAAAGAAGGGAGUGUUUCAUACUUUGCACUGUAG